AUGGCCCCGAGAAUAUCAUGUCUCGUCGACAACGUGCAGCUGCUUCGACGAUUCGCCGAAGACGCAAAACGCGACGCCAAGCAAUGGGCAGCCUCGUCCGGCGAUGGCGACCCGACGGUCGCACACGUCGAGGAGGGUGGAGCAGGCGAGGCGGGCGCGGAGUCUGCAGCGACAUAUCAGCCCAACAGCAUCGGAGACGCAACGCGGCUCAUCGACGUCGUCCGAGGUGCAGUGGGAGCGAAUCAGGUGACGGCCAAGUCGCCGGAGCUCAUGGCAAUGAUACAGCAGCUCUGUCGGUUUCAGCAAUCGGCGCUGCGCUCGACGGCCGAGCUCGAGGCCACGGCGCUGAUCGAACGAGGAGAGGCGGUUAAGCAUGCCAGGGCGGGUAUUUUCCGGGGCCGCACUACCGCCGCAGGAUCAGGUCAAGGCUAUCAAGUCGCAGCAGUCCAUCGCUUUUCUGAUAAUAUGCCGCCAGCUCGAUUUGAUGCAGCAGACCGACAGGGCGAUGCCUGCCAGCUGCGCCAGUUCGUCGGUGGCGAGGGCGGUACCGGCAAGUCGCGAAUCAUCGAGGCACUCGUCGAGCUGUUCAGUAAAAGAGCCUUUCGAAUCGCGGAGCGGUUCAUCCACGGCCAGUCUCGAAUGGAUUGGCAGGAGAAGGAUGUGCUCGUCAUCGACGAGGUGAGCAUGCUCGGGGCGCGGACGCUGCACGCCGUGAACGAGCGGCUUCGCCGGCUUCGCGGAUCGCGGCAAGAUUUCGGGGGGAUCCCCAUCGUCCUCUUCUGCGGAGAUUUUCAGCAGUUCCGGCCGGUCCAAGAGAGGUCGAUCGUCCUGCCUAGCGCGGCCAUCUCGUGGGACGUAGACAACUCGUUCAAGGCCGAGCAGCGUCACCAGCACGACAAAGCGCACGCACUGUGGAAGAGGUUCACGACGGUCGUCAUGCUGGACGAGCAGAUGCGCGCCGCCGGCGACCCGGAGCUGCAGAGGCUGCUGAAGCGGAUCCGUCUAGGCGUGCAGGAUCGGACGGAUCUAAACCUCCUCAACUCAAGGAAUCGGUGGAACCUGAACAUGGAGGCGAGCCUGGCGUUCCGGGUCCAGCAGCGGUCGACGAUGCGCAUUUUCAUCUCCGAGCACAAGUGGAAGGAGGAGCUGCCGACGGAGGAAGAGGCGAUCAUGAUACUCAACCAGGGCGACGAUAGCGCGAUCCCGGUGCCGGCCGUCUUCAUGUUCGUGGCCGGGAUGCCCAUCGUCGUGAACCACAACACCCACCAGGGGCUGAAGCUAGUGAACGGCGCGAGCUACUCGGCGGUGGAGGUCAUUGUCGACAAGGCGUACCCGGGGCAUCGGAUCUCGGCCGAUAUGACGAUCCACUUCGGGCCGCCGGCGGGGAUCAUUCUCGAAUCGGAGACGACGAGAUAUCUCCACUUCUGCCAGCGAAAAAGGCCGUGGCAACGCAACGACGUCAGCCGAAAGGGUUUGCCGUGCGCAGCAGCGUUCGCGUGCACGGACUACAAGGUGCAGGGCAAAACGCUGGAGCGCGUGGCCCUCGAGCUGCGAGGACACGGACGACGAAGAUGGAUGGAACGGUGGUGCCCUCGCAACGGCAUCAUGCUCGUGUCCAAGGUGCGGGACAGAGACUUGGUGGGCAACCGGGUCCCCGAGGAGAUGACUGCCGCACAGGCCAGGCUCGAGGUACUGAGCGAGAGGACCGUUGAGGAGGCGUUGCGCUGGCUGGACGGUGAUGCUGAAGAGUCAAGGCGGCCGCGCUAG
Molecule: messenger RNA, 1767 nt
Organism: Hirsutella rhossiliensis
Lineage: Eukaryota; Fungi; Ascomycota; Sordariomycetes; Hypocreales; Ophiocordycipitaceae
Product: PIF1-like helicase domain-containing protein
Exons: 6
Coding region: 1-1767 (588 amino acids)
Biological process (GO): DNA repair; telomere maintenance
Molecular function (GO): DNA helicase activity
Source: RefSeq, a predicted model, not a curated record